AUGAAUAACAAACAAGAAGAAAUAGACCAAUUUCUUUCUUCAACGUCGACAUCACCAUCACCAUCAUCUUCUUCAUCGCCAUCGAAUAACGAUUCAACAUCAUUAAAAUCUAUGAUAUCGGGAAUAGAGAAUUUAAAUGUUCAUUCCAAAGGAAAUGACAACAAAAAUAACAACAACAAUAACAACAACAACAACAGUAAUAACAACGAAAAACAAAAAGAUAUUGUAUCAUUAGAAAAUAAUAGUAGCAGUAAUAACACUACAACAACAACUACAACAACUACCACCAGUAAUCAUAAUAGUAAUAAUAAUAGUAACAACAAUAAUAAUAAUAUUAAUAAUAAUAAUAUUAAUAAUAAUAAUUAUGAACCAUUAGUCAAUGGUCAUAAUAAUGGAUUUGGAGACAAAUUGAACGACCAACCAUCUCCAUCUUCUCAUAGAGUAUCGGAUUUUUCUGAUGAGUAUAGUCCAUCAAAAGUUAGGAUUUUAGUUGCAGAUGAUGACGAUGUUCAAAGAAAGAUUUUAAAUAAUUUACUUAAAAAAUUUCAUUAUAAUGUUACAUUAGUACCAAAUGGAGAAAUAGCAUGGGAAUAUAUAAAUAAAGGUCAACAAAAAUAUGAUUUAGUAUUAACAGAUGUAAUGAUGCCACAUAUUACAGGCUUUGAUUUAUUACAAAGAAUUAAUGAUCAUCCAGUUCACAGACAUAUACCAGUUAUUUUAAUGUCAGGAACAGCAGUAGAUUAUAAAUAUGCAAAUGAUACAAUUAAAAUUGGUGGACAAGAUUUUUUAACAAAACCAAUUGCAAAGGAAUUAUUAAAGAAAAAGAUUGAUACAGUUUUACAAAGUAUUUGGCAAAGAAGAAAAGAGGAAGAAUAUAAAGCAACGUUGGCACAAGAAAGAGAGAAAGGUAAUAAAUUAGCAAAGGAGAUGGAAUUGAAAGAACAUGAGAUUGAAGAGUUAACCAAAAAAGUAUCGAAAAUGUCUUCAAUCUCAAAGGAAGCAAUGGAAUCACCAUUGGUAUCAGUCACAAGAAACAUUGAGGAGCUAUUGAAGCAAAGUAGUUGGUCUCAUUAUGAAUCAGAGAUCAAGGAGAAACUAAGCUCAAUUUUAAAGGAGUUGGGUUCUUCAAAUAUUUACAGACCAAGUUUUGAAAAGUUGAUAAAGAAUGAUUCAGUUGACCCAGUUACAAAGAGUUUCUUGGUUUCAGAGUUUUCGUCAACUACAAGUCGUAGAAAUUCAAUACCAACUUUCCCUCAAACUACAUAUAAUCGUGAUACCAAAGAAGUGAUCAAAGGUUGGGAGUUUGAUGUUUUCAAAUACUCUGAAGAUGAUUUAAUGCCAUUAUUGGUGGAUAUGUUUGAAAACUUUCAAUUACCCGAAAUUUUUAAAAUUCCUAUUGAAAAGUUACAACGUUUCAUCAUGACAGUUAAUGCACUAUACCGAAAAAAUAACCGUUAUCAUAAUUUUACUCAUGCCUUUGAUGUCACUCAAACUGUUUACACUUUUUUAACCUCUUUCAAUGCCGCUCAAUAUUUAACCCAUUUGGAUAUUUUCGCUCUAUUAAUCUCUUGUAUGUGUCACGAUUUAAAUCAUCCAGGUUUUAAUAAUACUUUUCAAGUUAAUGCUCAAACUGAAUUAUCAUUAGAAUAUAAUGAUAUUUCUGUAUUAGAGAAUCAUCAUGCUAUGUUAACAUUUAAAAUUUUAAGAAAUAGUGAGUGUAAUAUAUUAGAAGGUUUAAAUGAAGAUCAAUACAAAGAAUUAAGAAGAUCAGUAGUUCAAUUGAUUUUAGCAACUGAUAUGCAAAAUCAUUUUGAACAUACUAAUAAAUUUCAACAUCAUUUAAAUAAUUUACCAUUUGAUAGAAAUAAAAAAGAAGAUAGACAAAUGAUUUUAAAUUUCUUAAUAAAGUGCGGUGAUAUUUCAAAUAUUGCAAGACCAUGGCAUUUAAAUUUUGAAUGGUCUUUAAGAGUUUCAGAUGAAUUUUUCCAACAAUCACAUUAUGAAACUAUUUGUGGUUAUCCAGUUACACCAUUUAUGGAUAAAACCAAAACCACAAGAGCAAGAAUCGCAGCGGAUUUCAUAGAUUUCGUUGCAUCACCUCUUUUCCAAAGUAUGGCAAAGUUCUUAAAAGAAAGUCAAUUCCUAUUAAAGGUAAUUAGUAAAAAUCGUGAAAAUUGGCAAGCAUACAUGGAAUUACAAAAAGAAGGUAAAUGUAAUGAUGAUGAUCUCCAAUUUAUGGAAGAUCCAACAAUUUUGGUUAAAUCAAAAUUACCAAAAAUUGAUGAAGAAGAAAAUAGAGAUAAAGUUUCUUCAUCAUCAUCUUCUUCGACCGCUCCUUUAACUUCAACUUCUUCUUCAAAUAAUGAAACUUCAUCAUCAUAA
Messenger RNA from Dictyostelium discoideum AX4, 2382 nucleotides. It is a transcript of the gene regA, whose product is annotated as cAMP phosphodiesterase. Gene Ontology annotation, molecular function: 3',5'-cyclic-AMP phosphodiesterase activity; 3',5'-cyclic-nucleotide phosphodiesterase activity; phosphoric diester hydrolase activity. Lineage: Eukaryota; Evosea; Eumycetozoa; Dictyosteliales; Dictyosteliaceae. The record is from RefSeq and is a predicted model, not a curated record. Gene Ontology annotation, cellular component: cytosol. Gene Ontology annotation, biological process: phosphorelay signal transduction system; signal transduction. The coding region runs from base 1 to 2382 and encodes 793 amino acids. The transcript is spliced from 5 exons.